Messenger RNA from Geosmithia morbida, 1461 nucleotides. RefSeq names its product Sad1 / UNC-like C-terminal. NCBI's taxonomy places the organism in Eukaryota, Fungi, Ascomycota, Sordariomycetes, Hypocreales, Bionectriaceae. Gene Ontology annotation, biological process: protein folding in endoplasmic reticulum. The transcript has 2 exons. Gene Ontology annotation, cellular component: cytoplasm; membrane. The record is from RefSeq and is a predicted model, not a curated record. Bases 1 to 1461 code for a protein of 486 amino acids.
AUGCUCAUGGUGCUGUCGUGUACGGCUCGAUACCUUUUGAGCUUGGCACUGCUCAUACUCGCAGCUACUGCGUACGAUGGACAACCCGAAGGCCACAGUGGCGGUGGCAGCGCGACACCCUCCAACAUAAAUGAAUGCGAAGCGCAUACGAUCAACUACAUCACACACACCUUACCACAGCUUUGCCCAACAAGUACGUGGAGGAGUGCCACUGAUGGUAAAGGCGAUGCCCACGACGAUGGUGAAGCGACUCCUACGGUAUCCAGUCCUAGAUUCAACAGCACUACCACUACUACUACCGAUUCGAAUUCCGGCGGUCCUACUGACCCCGUUGUGUCCUCAACAAACAAUAAUGGAGCGGAACCUACGGAAGCCGCGGCAGAAAAGAGUGGUGACUCUUCAUUCAUGUCAUUUGAAGACUGGAAAGAGAUGAUGCUUCGACAAACAGGUCAGGACCCCCAGGAUCUGCGUUCUCGAAAAGCCACCAGUAGCCAAGGUCGGGUAAGAGAUCCUCCGGACAUGGGCCACUAUGGGCUAGGCGAGGAGGAUGAAAUUUCUCUGGACUUCGAGAAGUAUCUGAAUCAGGAGAAAGCCGAUACACCAUCUUCGGUGGCUCCUUCAACAGAUGAGGCGAGUGGAGUCCAGCCUGGAGAUGCUAUACAAGAUGGCGAGAGGCCAUUCCUGCAUCUCAGCAAAGAUGCUGGGAAGACAUGCAAAGAGCGAUUUUCCUAUUCUUCAUUCGACGCUGGCGCAACGAUUCUCAAAACCGGACGAAGCACGAAGAACGCCAAAGCUAUUUUGGUGGAGAACAAAGACUCAUAUAUGCUAUUGGAGUGUUCCGUGGACAGCAAAUACGUGAUUGUGGAAUUAAGCGACGAUGUCCUCAUUGACACGGUCGUGCUAGCAAAUUUCGAGUUUUUUUCAAGCAUGAUUCGCCAUUUCCGGGUCAGCGUCAGUGACCGAUACCCCGUCAAAUUGGAACGGUGGAGAGACAUUGGGACAUUUGAGGCUCGCAAUUCUCGCGAUGUUCAAGCUUUCCUCAUAGAAAACCCACAGAUAUGGGCGAAAUAUGUGCGUAUUGAGUUCCUCACGCACUACGGAAACGAAUUUUACUGUCCCGUUUCACUUUUGCGUAUACAUGGUUCACGCAUGCUGGAUUCGUGGAAAGACACCGAGACUAUUCGCGAUGAGGAACUACAAAUCGAGGCCGAGGAGUCAGCUAGGGCUGCCAGGUUGGAAAUCGAGACACGGAAAGAAGCAAAUAUUGAAGCCACAAAAGAUUCGUCAGACUUAGAAAAGCCUGAAACUCGUCUGAAUUUCACUCUCUGGGAAAUUUCGCCGACAGUCAUUUUUGGCCAGUUCUGUCUCUAUGACUAUACAAGUACAAACGAGGCUCAGGAUGCCUUCGUCAACAACAACUCCAACGAUGUCUACCAACACCCCUGUCAAUCCCCGACCUAG